GGAGGGGCAAGGAGGAAGGGGCUGGAGGAGGGUACGUGGGGGCGGGCCACCCCACGGCUGAAGCACUGCACCAGACUCAGGCAGAGGGCCAGCCAUGUCCAGCCCAGGGCUCCUGCUCCUGCUCUUGCUGCUGUCAGCGUCACCACCGCUGCGACCCUCCUCGCUGGCACCGCCGGAAACCCCAGAAGGCAAAGCCACCAUCACAGGCCUCAUCCUCUCCGCGCUGGAGAGAGCCAUUUCCUUCCUGGAGAAGAGGCUGCCUGAAAUCAACCUGGAUGGCGUGGUGGGGUUCCGGGUGCUGGAAGUGCAGCUAAAAGGUGUUCAGGAAAAAUGGGCUCGGGACCCCCAGCUGCAGCCGCUGAGCCUGAGUGUGGGGAAGCUGGUGGAAAAACUAGCACCUCUCCUUCACAGAUCCAUUUUCUACCUCGACCUGAGUGACCCUAAGUACCUAAGAGAGUUCCAAUCAACCAUCCAGCCUGGGUUUUGGAAGCUUCCGCGUGCCUGGACCUGCACAGAUGCCUCCAUGGUCUACCCCACAUUUGAGACUCAGGACUCCUUCUCAGAGGAAAGCAGUGACUCGUGUCUGGUGCAGCUGCUGGGAACAGGGACCGACGGUGGCCAGCCCUGCAGGCUCUCAGACUUCUGCAGGACCCUCAUGACCAAGUCCGGCUGCUCAGGCUAUUGCCUGUCUCACCAGCUGCUCUUUUUCCUCUCAGCCAGAUUGAAGGGAUGCACGGAGGGGCUGUUCCGCCACAGCCAGCACUACAUGAACCUCUUUUGUGCCAACAUGAUGGACCUGAACCAGAGAGCUGAGGCUAUCGGAUAUGCGUACCCAACCCGGGACAUCUUCAUGGAGAACAUCAUGUUCUGUGGAAUCAGUGGCUUCUCAGACUUCUACAAGCUCUGGUGGCUGGAGGCCAUUCUCAACUGGCAGAAGCCAGAGGAAGGAUGCUUUGGGAGGCCUGCUGCUGAAGAUGAAGAAUUAUUGACAGCCAUUCAACACCAACAGCACAUUUUAAGAAGAGUGAAGAGGCGAGAAAAACAAUUUACAGAUGGCUGCUCCUCCCACAACACAGCCAUGGCUGUCGCAGCCCUGGGUGGCUUCCUCUACGUCCUGGCAGAAUACCCCCAGCAAAUGGAGAGCUGUGGCAGUCCACACUGGCACGACCCAGCGGCCACUGAGACAAAUGAUUCCACUCCUGCCCCUGGAAGAUAAGACAGAUGCCUUUAGUCCUUCCUCCCUUAAAUCCUGGGUGCCUGGGUCAUACCUUGACCAGGAGGUAGCUGAAGACGCAGACUAGCCAAGCAACCCAGCUUCUCCGCACGGAGCAGGGCCAGGGAAGGUGAGGCUGGGAUGGAUCCAGGCGUAGAAGCAGAGAAAUAAAUUCAGAGUGCCGUCGAGUGGGGAGUUGAGUGUUGUUUCUCAGCCGUGUGGACAGCUUCUGUUUCAACACAAAUUCCAAGGAGACCCAUAAACUUGAGCCUUAAAGGCAAUUUAUGCAGAUGUCAACUGUUGUGUCUUUCCCAGUGGGAGAAAUGAGGGUCUCCGAACCUGACAGUUGGAGUCAUGACCGAACUUGAGAUCUGACCACGAAAAGCAACACAUAAACUCUUUGUACCCAUGCAAGGAACUCUACGCUAUCAUGUCACAGCCUGUCACAGCCUUGUCAUUUUACAGAAGGCAGUGUGACAUAAUGGUUAAGGAUGAGGUUCUGUGUCCAGGCUGCCUUGAGUCCACAUCCCAGCUGCCCCACCAAGUAGCUCCGUGUCCUUGGGCGAAGUCAUUUAGCAGCUCUGUGACUCUGUUUCCUCAUCAGGACAGUUGGGAUCAUUACAGCACCUACCUCCGGAUUACUUGCAGUGCUGUGAGAAUCAUGUUCUUAGUGUCCUAAGAACAAUUCCUGUAACAUAAUAAGUGCCAGGGGAGUGUUCCCUGCUUGUACUUCUUCCUUCGUGUUCUGCUUCAUUGGCACCAAGAAGAGGUAAAAACACCAAAGGAUGAAUCUCUUUAUCACUCCCGCACCCCAGACCUCAGCUUCUUAUUGAAGAUAAAUUACAUGAGCACGUAACAUGAUGUGGAGAUUCGCCUUUUCCAGACACUGAAAACAAGUGGAACCACACAACAGAACUUUUGGGGGUGAUGAAAACGUCCUAAAAUUGGACUAAGAUAUGCUAUCUCUGCAACAUCUACUGAAAAUCAUUGACACGUACACUUUAAAACAGUUAAAUUUUAUGGUAUGUAAAUUAUACCUCAAUAAAACCAUUAUAUAAAAAAAACAAAAACAAAAACACACAAAAAAACCCCAAGAUCUUCCAGUAGCUUCCUGUUUCCACUUAGGCUGAAAUCCAAAUGAAUUUCUCUGGAGCCCUGCAGGAUCUGGCGUUGGCCUGACCCUUCCUCCUCUACCCUCCCCGACCAAGCUCCAGCCCCAUCUGCGGGCUCUAUAGUGCCCUCUUCUUGUGAGGCUCUGGCCCUGCAUCUCCCACAGCUGUCCCUUUUUUCUGGUCCCUUAUUACUCAGUCUACAAUGGGCUUCGAGAGGCCUUCCCUGCCACCUCCCCCUAAGACAUGGUUCUUUCUCCAUCCUGCUUCUUCCCACCACACUUGGGUUGUUUAGUGUGUGUCUCCACGAGGGCAGGGCCAAGCUGUCUGUUUCAUCAGCCUCUAGCACAGAGGAGGCACUCAAUCUGUUGAAUACCCAAGUGACUAUACAGCCAGAUGAGGAUGUUGAGAAGAGACAAAGGUACUCCUAAGGAAGGAUAAAUGUGAGCAGAGGAGACAGCCCUGAGUUAGUUAGCUGGUAUGGCCUGAACUGUGGGUUCGGGCUUGUUGAAAGAUAAACUGAGGCAUAUUAAAAAUGUUAAGGGUUUAUUUGAGCAAAAAUCAAUUCAAAUCCAGCAGUACCAAAUUGAAGUGGAGAGGAGCCAGGGGAAAGACCUCAACAAAGAAAGCGAGAAAAUAAAGACAGGAAAUUGGUUGCCUAUAGUUUAAUGCCUAGUUGGCUGUUAGUUAAAGCUGUUUGUAAAUGGCCAUUCUUAGCAUUUUGGUUUCAUAACCUUGAAGCAUUUACAGUCUUGGGUUCUCGUUUGCUUCUGUAAGCAGUGUUAAAGAAAAAGAGGUGCACCUGGCUGGCUCAGUUGUGUAGCGUGCAACUCUUGAUCUCAGGAUCCUCAGUUCGAGGGUCACGUUGUAUGGAGAGAGGAAAAAAAGAAUGAGAGAAAGAGAGAGAAAGAAAGAGAGAAAGAGAAAAACAGAGAGAGAGAGGGAGAGGAAGGAAGGAAGGAAGGAAGGAAGGAAGGAAGGAAGGAAGGAAGGAAGAAAGAAGAGAGACAACGGGCCCCAAAUAGAGUCACAUAUGCCAAGCCCCACGUCAGCAAACCAAGACUUAAUACCUAACUUAACUGCAGUUUCAGCCUCUUCCAGGAAUGAAAGUUUUAACUCCAGUCUGGAGUAACCUGGUCAGCACUAGUGAAGUCAUCUACAACAUAGGCCCCUGCCCUUCCCCCAAAGGAAGGUGAAGUUGCCAGAAACAAUCUUUCUUUGUCUCACUCCCUGUCUGCCUAUAAACGCCUUUCAUUUUGUACGGCUCUUUGGAGCUCCUUUCUAUUUGCUAGAUGGAAUGCUGCUUAGUUCAUGAGUCGUUGAAUAAAGUCAAUUUGAUCUUUAAA
This is a messenger RNA of Acinonyx jubatus (cheetah), 3668 nucleotides long. It is a transcript of the gene CE3H16orf89, whose product is annotated as chromosome E3 C16orf89 homolog. The coding region runs from base 95 to 1216 and encodes 373 amino acids. Gene Ontology annotation, cellular component: membrane; cytosol. The record is from RefSeq and is a predicted model, not a curated record. Lineage: Eukaryota; Metazoa; Chordata; Mammalia; Carnivora; Felidae. The transcript is spliced from 10 exons.